CCGCCAUGUUCUGGAGGAGGAGAUACGUGUAGCCUGGCUUUAGCUGGCUUAGCAUUAGCAACACAUAGCUAGGCGGAGGCGCAACAAGCUCUCCGAACGCCGGAAUAAGUACUCUAUCUUGAUUUUUUCCCUUGGGUUUGGAGAAACUCGUUUAUGGGUGUAUUUUCCUGGACUAAAAGUUGAACCCGACGUAGCCCAAAAUAUAUGGUGAUGGCGUGGUCACAUGUGCAGCCAGCACUGUGUGUGUGGAGAUGGUUUUAACAGACGCUGCUCUGGAGGACUCAGGAACACUGCACUGGCCUGGCGAAGCCUCAUAAACAAACAUACACAACACACACAGCGCUGUACACAAGAAGCUUUUCGUGCACACGCCACCGCCGUGCCUUGAGAAAGGACACAGGCGCACGGACAUAACUUGAGCUUCACCUGAAGCACACACAAACACGUAUACACCCUCUGUGUUCUCUACCUAAAUAUUUUUGGGGUCAUAGAUUCUCUCCUGUGUGAGAGUGUACAUUUUUAUUUCUUCCCAUUUGUCCCAUCGCCACCGUGACCAUGCCGAGCUCCACCAUUCGCCGGCAGAUGAAGAACAUGGUGAACAACUACUCGGACGCGGAGAAGAAAGUCCGAGAGUCCACCUCCAACGACCCCUGGGGCCCGUCGUCCUCGCUCAUGUCCGAGAUCGCCGACCUCACCUACAACGUGGUUGCCUUCAGCGAGAUCAUGAGCAUGAUCUGGAAGCGGCUCAACGACCACGGCAAGAACUGGCGCCACGUCUACAAGGCGCUCACCCUGCUCGACUAUCUGAUCAAGACGGGCUCAGAGCGAGUGGCGCUGCAGUGCAAAGAGAACAUCUUCGCCAUCCAGACCCUAAAGGACUUCCAGUUUAUCGACAGAGACGGCAAGGACCAGGGCAUCAACGUCAGGGAGAAGAGCAAGCAGCUGGUGGUCCUACUCAAAGAUGAGGAGCGCCUCAAAGGAGAGAGGUCUCAGGCUUUGAAGACCAAAGAGCGCAUGGCCCAGGUGUCCACAGGGAGCAGUCAGAUGGGUUUUGGUCGAGGCUCGUCUCAGCCUAACCUCUCCACCUCCUACAGCGAAGAGUACGGCAGGUCGGAGGGCUCACCUGCCUCCUACCAUGGCUCCACAUCUCCCAACGCGGGUUCAGAGCUGGAGCAGGCCAGACCUCAGACCAGCGGAGAGGAGGAGCUGCAGCUGCAACUGGCUCUGGCCAUGAGCAGAGAGGCUGCCGAGCAGGAGGAUCGCAUACGCAGAGGGGACGACCUGAGACUACAGAUGGCCUUGGAGGAGAGUAAGAAAGGAGGGCCUGAUUCAGGCAAACUGGCCAAAAGGAAGAAAGAGCCACAAUCGUCUUUGAUGGAUCUGAUGGUCGUCCCUGAGCCCGGUGCCACCGCUGACCCCUGGGGCGCAGGGGCCACAGCCGGAGCCAGGGCCGCCGCUGCCGCCGCACCAGAAGACCCCUGGAAGACUUAUGGGUCUUCACCUAAGCCAGCAGCUCCAGUGGACCCAUGGGGGUCGACUCCCUCUGUCCCCCCCAUGAAGAGCAGCGAUCCCUGGGCGACUAACUCCGCUCCUGCCGCCGACCCAUGGAGCUCUGCCACCCGACCCAAGAACUCCAUUACAGGUAGCUUUGACCUGUACAAUGCAUCCAACGGUACGUCUAAAGAGGACUUCUCAGAGUUUGACAGCCUGCGCUCUUCUGCCUCUGUCCCCACUGGCAACGGGGGCGUAGCUUCCUCUCUCCCCUCCCAGGCCAGCCUGGCGAGCAGCAGCAGUCUGGACCUCUUCGACCCCCUCCCCUCCUCCAUGUCUAUGUCCGGCUCCACAAACCCAACCAGGAAGACCCCCGAGUCCUUCCUGGGUCCCAACGCUGCCCUGGUCAACCUGGACUCUCUGGUGACCAAACCAGCCCAGCCGGCGCCCAUCAUCAACCCCUUCUUAGCUUCAGCAGGCGUCGCUGCUCCAGCUCUCGCCCAAGCAGCCCACGCCAACCCCUUCCAGGUGACCCAGCCGGUGCCCCCCACCCUCAACCAGAUGCGGGUCAGCCCCAUGCCCUCCAGCUUCGGGAUGGGGGACCCCAUGCCCGUCCCCCCGGCGUCCGCCCAGCCCAUCACCAUGGUCCCCAUGGCCCGCGGCGGGGGGCUGCCCGCGGCGAUGCAGGCCUCCAUGUCUCUGCCCCAGCCCCUGAUGAGCAUGCCCCCCCAGGCCGGGUCGCAGCAGGCCGGGACCACCAACCCAUUCCUCUUGUGAGGGGGUGACCACCAACCCCCUCCCUCUCUUUUUCUCUCUUCCACUUUGGCUCCUUAAGAAGCUAAAAAAAAAAUGAACAAGGAGAUGUCUUAUCUCAUUUAUCUCUUUUAUAACCAACUCCUAGCCAGGUCGUAGUCCCAGCCUGGCCCCCCCCCCCACACUUUAACACACUCCUUUUACCCCCCCCCCCCCCCCUCCGUCUCUUUGUCUCAGUGCUACAAGCUGCCUAGUCCUGUGUGUCCAUUACUGAUCCCACGCUGAUGUUGACGACCACAAACGGUUUGCAUCAGUCUACAGACUUACAGAGUAGCAGUGGUGUUUACAGUUUACAGAGUCGGGACAGGACCCAGUUCCCCCCCCCCCCCCCACACACACACCCCCGGUCCUGGUUUUAUUCACUCGUCUCCUCUCCUUCUACUUCUUCCCCUAGGACUCCUUUUUUCUUCUUCUGUGGUGGAGUGACAGGAGAGUCUGACCAUACUAACGCCAGGAUCUUAUCUCUACACUAGAGCUAAUCUUUUAUAAGCCCUGUCAGCCGGUGUGUGUGUGUUUGUGUGUGUGUGUGUGAGUGUGUGUGUUUGUGUGUGUGUGUGUGUGAGUGUGUGUGUGUGUGUGUGUGUGUUUGUUUGAGCACACAUCUCAGUACUUUUACACUGUGUAUAUUCCAGUGGGUUUUACUUAUACACACUGGAGUACGGAUGCGAGAUGGUCAGAUGUGUUUAUACUCUCUCGUGUGUGUGUGUGUGUGUGUGUGUGUGUAUGUAUGUGUGUUAUAAAGCAGGGAUUUUGCACAAUUUGUUCUUUUUUUCUUUCUGUCUGCGACUGUUGGGCUCACCGUUACACCUUAGCUAAGGGAGGCCGACACACUGCCUCGGCUCGCGGUACCACUCAGUCACAAGUCUCGUCUGGUCACUUCCUGUCAACUUGGACCUUUUAUCCCCCUCCCCCCCCCCCCCCCCCCCCCCAAACCUCCAUAUGAACUUUGACCUCUCGGGGUCACGGGAUUAACAAUGAACACUUAUCAAAGGAGGUGAACCCCUUGUUUUAGGGGUUGAAAAGAUUAUGAAAUGUUACUUUUGUUUGUACUGUUGAUGCUCGGAUACUAACAGCCACACGUUGAUGUAUUUGUCACUAACUGACCCCCCCCUCCCCCCUCCCCCCACCAAGUGUGUGUUUUAGAGAAAGAUACAUGAUGUGAUGGCAUCAGUGUUUUGCCAUUUGAACAUAAAAGAUGCAGUAGGGCAGCAUUAGACAGUUUUUUUUUUCUUUUUAGUUGUUUCUAGGGUCAAAGGGAAGAGGAUGGGUUGUGUGAGAGAGUGUGUGAGUGAAGUUUGCAUGAGAGAUAGCUUCCAAGUGUACUUUUUAUGAGCAAGUUUAAGAUAGUUUCUGAAGUUUAAGUCAAAAAGGGGGGGGGGAAUAGACAUCGGCAGCCUUAAGUGUGUGUGUGUGUGUGUGUGUGUGUGUGAUUAUGAAUGUCAGUGUGUGUGUGUGUGUGCAACCAUAUAUAUCAAGGAGUGUUUCCAUGCAACGGUUGCAAAGAUAGCUAUGGGUUUAACACUGCAUCAUGAAAACUGUUUUACAUCGGAGUGGAUUUACAGCGGCUAAUCUCUGCAAGAACAUUACCUGCUGCACACACUCACACACACACACACACACGCACACACACACACACACACACACACACACGGUUGUUCCAGGAUCGGUGUAUUGAUAGCACACGGAAUCCCUCAGCAAAACAACAGAGCAUCACGUCAUGUAAAACGAGCAGUUGUUCAUUUUCUUUCGUCGUUAUUUACUUAUUUUUUUGUUUAGAUGUAAAUCCAUAGCCAAGCCUUUCAGAGUUUCGGAGCUGUGUACUAGCUAAGCAUCGUAUCAUCUUCACUCUCUCUUUCUGUCUUUAUCAUUUUCUGUCAUGUAGUUUCUUUUCACCCUAUGGGUAGGCGAUGUAAUUCUCUUCUCUUAGAAGCACAACUGUUACCAAAGUCAUAGCGACUGUGAUUUUCUGAGGGUGUCGUACUUUGAGUAGAUUGAACAGUAGGGUCACACUUCACUGACAUUUUGUUUUCUCUGUUUAUGGAUCCAUUGUUAUGAUUUUUUUUUUUUUAUAUAUUACAGAGCUAUUCGUUAAGGAGUUUGUGUAAAACAAAAAGUGUUACUGUUGAAAAGUGGGCUGAUGAAAAAUGAAUUGAGCCUGAUGUGCAGACCCUUCCUCUCCUUAGGUCAUUCCUCUCCUCUUCAGUUCUGUUAUCACUGCCAAUUGUUACUUGUCUGGAAGGGGUUGUAUUUUCUUUUCUUCUUCUGGUGUGCGUUGCCGCCCUCACCUGGUCUGCUGUGGUAUGACAGCUACACCGCAGGACCCUUGGUAUUCCCACUAAAAACACAGACCUUUUAUUUCUCUCAGGCAAAAGGAGGGGCAGCUCCAACCGUGUGUAUGAUUUUGGUGAUGCUAAUGCUGAGGGUGAUUAAUGCUCGGGGGUCCUGAAUGAAUGGGUGUGACACUUACUUGCCGACCAGCAAGACAUUUUAAAUCUAAAUAUAUGCAAAAAUUGGAGAUGGAUUAAAAAAAACAUAAGAAGACUUGAUGUGUUUUGCAAAGGUUAGAUUUGCUAAUAAAGUCUUGAAAUGAUAUUCUAGCCGUCACUUUCUCACUGGCCUUGAUUUCACUGCGGCCUGACCUUUUAGCGAUUGUGAAAAAAACAAGUUGUUAUGGAUGCAUUGAAAAACAAAAUAACAUUUAUUGUAAUGAACAAAUUCAACACUCCCUAACAGUCACUGCAGCUGAAGACUUUUGGACUCAUGGCUAUGGUGCAGUGGAAAUGUGGCCUGUGUGUAGCGAGCUCCUCUGCGUGUUACUAUGUAUUCACUAUGCUUUUAUCAAGAGGACUAACCAACCUGUCUUUAUAUGCAUAAAGCUUCCUUUAAUCUUUUCCAUGUCUGUCUAUUUACCCUUUCUCAUAGUACUGGGAGCAGGCUGCUGCUGCUUUUUUUUUUUUAUUGGAUACAUGCUCGACCUGUUGGCAUUAUAACUGUAUAAUAUAAUUUAUCAUUUGUACUAUUGUAACAUACUGUUCCUCUGUAUACCUUAUUAUUCUGUGUAAUGGGUUUUUGUAGGAAAAAAAGUCACCGUGGUAUUUUAACGGCAUCUAAACAAACGAACGCAGCAGACCGCACCCUGUCGGAUGAGGACAUCUGUAGCUGCAUUGGUUCAAAAAUAAAAUGUGUAUCACUUCCGCUCUGUAA
This is a messenger RNA of Trematomus bernacchii (emerald rockcod), 5508 nucleotides long. RefSeq names its product epsin 2 (gene epn2). Gene Ontology annotation, biological process: endocytosis. Bases 556 to 2268 code for a protein of 570 amino acids. The record is from RefSeq and is a predicted model, not a curated record. The transcript has 10 exons. Gene Ontology annotation, molecular function: clathrin binding; phospholipid binding. Gene Ontology annotation, cellular component: plasma membrane; clathrin vesicle coat; endosome. NCBI's taxonomy places the organism in Eukaryota, Metazoa, Chordata, Actinopteri, Perciformes, Nototheniidae.